This is a messenger RNA of Pestalotiopsis fici W106-1, 1476 nucleotides long. RefSeq names its product ATP-citrate synthase subunit 2. NCBI's taxonomy places the organism in Eukaryota, Fungi, Ascomycota, Sordariomycetes, Amphisphaeriales, Sporocadaceae. Bases 1 to 1476 code for a protein of 491 amino acids. The transcript has 2 exons. The record is from RefSeq and is a predicted model, not a curated record.
AUGUCUGCCAAGUCAAUCCUCGAGGCCGACGGCAAGGCCAUCCUCAACUACCACCUCACUCGGGCACCCGUCAUCAAGCCCACUCCUCUUCCCAAGCCCACCACCCACAAUGCUCCUCCCAGACUAGCAUCUCUUUACUUUCCUGAGGAUGCCGAUGUGAACGGCAUCUUGGACCAGGCUGAGGUCACCUACCCCUGGUUGCUCCAGUCCGGCGCCAAGUUCGUCGCAAAGCCAGAUCAGCUCAUCAAGCGUCGUGGCAAGAGUGGUCUCCUGGCCCUGAACAAGACCUGGCCCGAGGCCAAGGCCUGGGUUGCUGAGCGCGCCGGUAAGGAGCAGCAGGUUGAGCACGUCAAGGGUGUUCUCCGCCAAUUCCUCGUCGAGCCCUUCGUCCCUCACCCCGAGGGUACCGAGUACUACAUCAACAUCAACUCCGUGAGAGAUGGUGACUGGAUUCUCUUCACCCACGAGGGUGGUGUCGACGUUGGUGAUGUUGACGCAAAGGCAGAGAAGCUCUUGAUUCCUGUCGACCUCUCAGAAUUCCCUUCAAACGAGGAGAUUGCCAAGUCUCUGCUGAAGAAGGUUCCCUCUGGUGUGCACAACGUCCUCGUCGACUUCAUCUCGCGGUUGUACGCCGUCUACGUCGACUGCCAGUUCACAUACCUGGAGAUCAACCCUCUCGUCGUCAUCCCCAACGCCGACGCUACCUCUGCUGACGUUCACUUCCUCGAUCUUGCCGCCAAGCUUGACCAGACCGCUGACUUCGAGUGUGGUGUGAAAUGGGCCAUUGCUCGAUCGCCCGCUGCUCUGGGCCUUGCUGCUCAGUCGAGCGCCGGUGACAAGGUCAGUGUUGACGCUGGCCCGCCGAUGGAGUUCCCUGCUCCCUUCGGUCGUGAGUUGUCCAAGGAGGAGGCCUACAUUGCCGAGCUGGAUGCCAAGACUGGUGCCUCUCUCAAGCUCACCGUCCUGAACGCCAGCGGCCGUGUCUGGACCCUGGUUGCUGGUGGUGGUGCUUCCGUCGUCUACGCUGAUGCCAUUGCCUCGGCUGGCUUCGCCGACGACCUCGCCAACUACGGUGAGUACUCGGGAGCUCCCACCGAGUCUCAGACCUACCACUACGCCCGUACUGUCCUGGAUCUCCUGCUCCGUGCUCCUCUCGACAGCCAGGGCAAGGUUCUGUUCAUUGGUGGUGGUAUCGCCAACUUCACCAACGUCGCCUCUACAUUCAAGGGUGUCAUCCGGGCUCUCCGCGAGUACGCCAAGCCCCUCAAGGAGCACAACGUCCAGAUCUGGGUCCGUCGUGCUGGUCCCAACUACCAGGAGGGUCUCAAGAACAUGAAGGCCGCCACCCAGGAGCUUGGUCUCAACGCCAAGAUCUUUGGUCCUGAGAUGCACGUGUCUGGUAUUGUUCCUCUGGCUCUCGUCCCCGGCAAGUGGGAGGAGGCUCAGGCGGCUGGUAUUACUGAGUUCCAGGCAUAA